UAUAAUUCAAGAAAUUAUGCAUAAAAGUGCGAAUAUUUUAUGAUAUUCAUAUUAUUCGGCAAAAUUGAGUUGGCGCACGUGUAUUGUUGGUUGCCUAUCCGUUCGCUGAUCCCUAACUAGUUAUUUAUCCAAUAUUUGUAACAAUUUACAUUUUUGCGUAAUCAACAAUAUCUAGUUUACAUAAACUAAACAAACUUAUCUGUCAGUUUAUGCAAAUUAGCCAGACAGUCGAAAUUAGACGCAAAAAAUGUGAGCAGAACGUGUCCACACUGAUAACACCGCGACUCCAAGUCAGCACAACGAAGGCAACACGCUCAUAAUAAAAACAAAUAAAUAUGAAAUAAAUGCUGCGUAAAAACGCUCCCAGUUAAAUUCUAGUGCUUAAUUUAAGUAGUGUCCUAUCCUAAACAGCAUGCCCCACUCAAUCACCGCCAAUUCCAAGCAUUCGAACGCGGAACACAAACGUCCCAUUAACAUUUAUUAGCAGGAAAAAAUGCUCUGUGUGCGACGGCGCAGUGGUACAGCUGAGUUCUGUCAACUGCUCGCGGUGGCAAACAAAGGCGCACACUUCGCAGUCGCAGUUUGUGCGCGCACGCGGCAUUAAACAAGUGUAGCUGCCUGCGCUCGCCCAGAAGAUGCCUUGGUUCAUGCAAAUACCAUCAAACUUCCUGACUGAGAAUGUCAAGAAACGCGUUGGCAUCUACCUCAUCCAGCACUACCUGGGCCAGUUCCUGGAGACAAAGCUCACCUCCGACCAGCUGUCUGUUGACUUGACCAACGGCGUUGGUACCAUCGAAAAUGUUAGCCUUGAUAUGGAAGCGCUCAAAGAGCUGGCGAACAAACAGAAUCUGCCGCUGGAGUUCGUCAGCGGAUACAUCGGCAAGCUGAAAUUCACUGUUCCAUGGACGUCGUUCCUUCGAGAUCCGACGAAUAUUGAAGUACACGGGCUUAAAAUAACCGUGCAACCUAAACAGAGAGUAGAAUAUGGUGAGAAAGUCUCCAAAACAUCAAAAAACAUAAAUUUUAAGCGUUUUUUUGUUUGUUUAGCUACUUCAAUGUUUGAAUCAAUGUGGAGCUCGAUGACAAACUCGAUGCAACUCGCAGAAGAUUGUUUGAAACAAGAUGCGGACGCUGUGGAUGUUUCACAGCCUCUGGAAGGACUUGAAGUGAUUGCACAAGCAAUAGAAUCAAUUUUGUGUCGAGUUAAAGUAAAAUUUGUUAAUACAACAAUAAGAUUUGAAUGUCUUCCGAAAGAUAGCCCUACAGGAGUGGCGUUAAUUGCAACAGUUGAUAGUAUUGAAUACACCGAUGAAGCAGGUGAGGAUCCGCCAGCAAGUGAAUUAAGUGACAAAGGAGAACAAAACAAAGGUUAUACUGUCACCUCCUUCACAACUAAAAACUUCACACUCAAAGGAAUUUCAUUCUUGACGCAAGAAUUCACUUCGGCGCGAUGUAACACCGAAUUUAGCGAUUCGCAGCACUCACAGGAUAAUUCCCUAGUGACGAAUGUGAUUCAAGAGAUGAAAGAUAGUCAGUAUAAAGAAGACGAAACAAAAAUCAAAUCAGAAGUGACUUCUGAGAGUCACGAUAGUAAUCCAGUGCAAAAUGUGCUUUUAUUCGCGAAGAUAAUCGGCAAACAAGUAAUUAAAAUAAGAUUAAAACAGUCCGAGCAUGUUAGCGGUCCGAAAGUAUCAAUAGAGAUGACUUUUGGCGCUUUGAACGUAUUUCUAUCACCGAGACAAGUUUAUGAUUUAGUGGAGAUUGCAACUGGGCUAUUUGGAGACCCCGGUGAAGAUUUAAAUAAUUCUGCGCCGAAACAGAAAUACACAGAGAAACCAAUGACUGCGAUGGAUUAUCAACGCGUCGAACAAGAACUGCAAUGUCAAUUGAAUCCUGCGAUGUUUGCACCGGCAGGAUUACAAGGCGCGCACGGUUGGUCAACGGCGCAGUUCGAAGAAAGUGAUACCGACGAUAAUUUCCUGCCGAUGCAUUCACGGGAUGCGGGUGAAAACAUGGCGGAUAGUACGUAUUCAAACGCAAGCAGUAGUAUGGAGUCAAGUUUAAGCUCAUCGAUGGCUAGUACUUUAAGUGAAGCCACUACACAUCGAACAAGACGCAAAUUUAAUAGUAUACAGUCUGAUCCUACGGCAGAAAUCUCAGACUUUCACAUCCGGAUAGCUUCACUAGCUGUAGUGUUACUCCACGAAGAUAUCCUAACAAUGACCAAUGAUGGUAACACUCCGGGUCUGAUUCCGUCCAGUGUAAAACAGAUGCAAUCCAGCGCGGAACACUUUUUCAACACUAUUAAUAACUUAGUACCAGCUGGUUACGGUAAGCGUAACUUUGAUGAUUGUAAGGAAAUCUUCGAGAAAGCAUGCGGGCGCCGCCAUCUUAGAUUAAUUGGCGCGCCGAUUCAAAUAGAAUGUCACGAAACUACAACAUCAAGCGCUUUUUCAAUAACCGGCGAAUUAACAACUGCAAAACUAGAGUUAUUGGAAUGUUUAGUUAAAGAUGAAAUUUUUAAUUACGUACGGCUUCUGCACUUUAAAGACGACGCAGUGAGUAAUGCCAGUCCGGUGCAUAAUAAACCAUGCAUGAAGAUGAGUUUUCGACAUAUUGAGAAAACAAGAAAGAGCGGUAUUAAUAGAAAGACGUAUGUACCGAAGACAGAUCUUCAUUUUACGCUGGAUACUUGCGUUGUCGAUGUGGAUAUAACAAUCAUCGAUCGAUUAAGUGCCUUACUAAAUCCACCAGUUGUAAUACAGAAACCUGUAAAUGUUUGGGCGACACAAUCGAAGCCAGACGCGUUUGCAACAACAGUGGAGUCCAUAAUGGAUAUUAAAUUAUCAUCACAUUUAAUGGAGGUGAAACUGAGGAUACCUAUUCCUGAUUUUCGACCGGCGAAUGACUUGCAGAGAAUACCAUGGUGGGAACGCAAUGUAAGAAAUGCGUUUAUUUCGGGGAAACUGUCAAAUAUGACUGCGCAGACGCAGAUUCAAAGUAAUCAGGAGAGUCAAAGUUAUACAAUCCAAUGUAAAACAUUGGAUCUUUAUUAUCAUGAGAAUGAAACAGCGACGCCAUUACACAUUGGAAAGUCCGACGGGUUAUUAUCCAGUAUUCCAACGGUGACGAUUAAAAUCAAUCCAGUUGUUAAACUGGAUGUAGAAGUUGAGGAAUCGAUGGAUCAAGAUGGCGUCAUGACGAUGUCCUGUGGUACAAUUAUACCACCGCAAAGACAAGGUCCGUUUAGUUCUAAACGUGUAAUUCAUGAAAGUGAUACACCGCAUGCACGUCCGCAGACUGAUGAUGAUAAUGCAGAGUUAGUCCUGCCGGGAACUAAAGCGGAAAUGUCUGAUUUUAUCGAAACGACGAUUGGUUCGACAAGAAUUCAUUUGGAUUUUAAUUUUCCCACGGCAAGUGUGCAAUUUAUUUCGAAGCAUAUCUUCGAAGUGUUGUAUAAUCACAUCCUGAGUGAUUUAUUGUUAUGGGAGCCUUGUGCGCCGGUGUCAAAAUGUCCGGAUGGUAAUGUUAUGCAACCAGCCAUGUUUGAGAGUUUUGACAAGAUGGAAACUUAUGCAACAUGUAAAAGUGGCAAUAAGUAUGAAUCAGAUUCAGACGAUUCCGAUGAGUUUGAUCCACAAAACUCAACAUUAUUUUACUCUGCGUAUGAUAUGCGUCACAAACCAGUGAAGAAACCGCAGCAGAUCAAACGCAAAUGUCAAAGUUAUCUCACACUCAAUUUACGUAUUGGUAAAGGUUUAAUCCGGAUGUGUCCGCCUGUUCGUGAUGUUGAUGGUAAUGUCAUACCGGAACAAAUAGCAGAGUUUCUUCUCGGCGUGGAGGAAGCUAGUUUAUUCACUGUCAGUGGAUACAAUGGUGAUGAAAAUUUAGGUUAUGUUUGUGUUCAAUCCAAAGGUGCUCAACUACAUCACAGUGAUAUGAUUUCAACUACUAGUCAAAACAACCAACUGAAAGAAAUCGGUAGCGCACUCGGCCGCCAUUUGUUUCCUACCAUAUACAAAUCAGAAAAUGGCGUCUUGGAAACAAGCGGUAAUCGCGCCGGUGAUAGAGAAAUGCUCUCAGUCGCGGUAAGAAUUCAAGCGAAUCAUGAAACUCACCAUGUGAAGCUUGUUCGCGUCGCGUUGGGUUUAAAUAAAGCCACGUUAAGACACCGCAUGUGUCCGGUCCCCAACAUAUGGAUAACGCAAUUGAUAGAUCUAUUCAAAGUCAACGAUUAUACGAUUCCCGGCUUUCACGCGAAAGAUGUGUUAACCGAAAUGCAUUUGCACUUGUGGGACUGCGCGAUUGAUUACCGACCACUCCACCUACCUUUACGGUCUGUUAUUACAAUGGGCCAGUUGAGUAUGUCUUCGCAUUUAACCACAACAGCGAACACAACCACUUUGCGCUUCAUCGCUGAAGAUUGUAAUCUGUUUCUGAGUGAUAAACUACCACCACGAAAGGGUGUGCCAUCAACGGCCGCCAUUGAAUUGAAAAAAGACUACGUUGGUAUUAUAGACGUCGGAUUAAUCGAGAUCAGUUUGAAAAUCAACGAUAUUUCCUUUCCUAAUUGUGAUUUACGUGCGCUGGUCAACAAGUUCAUGAUACAUACUUGUGCGGACAGUGCACGGGCACUCAUGGAGUUGAUAACUUACAUCGCGACGAAUGGUGAUCUAAAUGAUCAGGAACAAUCGAAUGCGACGGUUGGUAAUUAUGUAAGUCCAAAGCGACAAGUGGAGCAGGAGUUGAUCAAUGUAGAAACGCAGGAUAUAAGUAAAUUGUCACACAGUCAACAUCAGCAAGUGAAUGAAAUGCUGGUUGAUGCUAUGAAGGAAAGUGUGAGGGUUCCACGUGCGAAUAAUCCUCAUCUGCCAGGUGCGAAGAUGUUUUUCUUUCCGGAUGAAGGACAACUCAUUGAAAACAAACCCCUACCACAGGUGACAUCUGAACUGGGUGAUAUUACUUUCCGGUCUUCGAAUCGCAGCAGUGACACAGACGAAGACUUUAUUUUUAUUGGUGAUGAAGCAGGUGUGGGUAUAAUGCCAAAGAAUGGUCUUCCUCAAAUUCGUUGGUUAGUCGACGACUCCCUACGACUUGUCGACAAUCAUUUUGCGAUUCCAGUCGGAAAAACUGAUGUGUUAAAAGCGCCGAAAGAUUUCCCCACGCCUGUGAUGCGUUAUACACUAUGUGAAAUGACAGUGCAAUGGAAAUUAUACGCCGGGAGAGAUUUUAGGUCAUCGGAUGAUAAAUCCGAGAAGAAAACAGUUAAUUUUUCAGACGGGCAGAAUGCUGUGUUGUAUACAAAUCGUAACACGGGCGAGAUUAGUUUUCAGAGUAAACCACAGAAGAAACAGAAGGCGAACUGGAUAGAAAAUGGCGGCGUUAACCGUAAUCAUGAUAUUGUGAUUGAUAUUCAACUGAAUAAAGUAAGAGUUCAGCAUGAUAUUUAUCCGGAACACACGAUGCAAGCCUCGAGGCAAGUGAUUGUGAUUUCACAGAUUGAGAUUCACGACAGGCUUGUGAGUAGUCGGAUUAAGAAGUUGUUGUAUUUGGAUUCGACGGAUAUUCGACCUAGGCAAACACACGCACACAUGUUAACAAUCAAGCUGAUUCAUAUCAGACCUGAUCUUAAACUGAAAGCAGAAGAAUGCAUUUUAGUCCUUGGAUUGUUACCACUGCGAAUAAAUCUGGAACAGGACACUUUAUUAUUCAUGUUGAAUUUUGCCACUGAUAUGAUUACAGAUAACUCAAAAAUUGAAGAUUUGUCGAGUAGUUCUAAAACAAAUACACCUACACAUCACCCGCCUGUGAUGACAAUUGCGAGUGAUGAAGUGAUUGAUGAUGUUGAAGCGAAGAAAAUGGUGGACGAAAACUUGAUUUUGUUGCUGGACGACGUAAAAGACAAAGUGGAGAGUUCAAAUGUUGAGAAAACUGUGCACACAUCAUCGACAUCCAGUGAUAGUUCACCUCCGCUUUAUUUCAGAAAAGUGACAUUUGUAAAUCCAGUGCCAAUAAGAUUAGACUAUCAUAGCAAAGGUAACUUUGAAUGGAAACAUGGCCCGAUUGCAGCGUUAAUCAUCGGUAUAGCAUCACUUAACUACGUUGAAUUCACCUUGAAACGACUUGAAAAUAAUCACGGUAUUCUUGGUUUCGAUAAAUUGAUUCAAUACUUUGCGCAAGAAUGGAAGAAUGAUAUCAAGAGGAAUCAAAUCCACACGGUUUUGAGUGGUGUUGGGCCAAUUCAUUCAUUAGUGCAGCUCUUCCAAGGUGUUAGGGAUUUAAUCUGGAUGCCUAUUGAACAAUACCAGAAAGAUGGCAGGAUUGUUCGUGGCCUGCAACGUGGCGCAAACAGUUUUACAACAUCUACAGCAAUGGCGGCGCUUGAAUUAACCAACAGAUUUAUUAAUUUGAUACAAUUGACAGCCGAAACCGCGUAUGAUAUGAUGUCGCCUGGACCUAGUGUGCGUCGUUCUGGGAGAUCAAGAGAAAUCAAAAGUAAAGGCAGGAAAAAGAGGUAUAAUCAACCGCAGGAUAUCAGAGAAGGUGUAGCUAAUGCUUACAAUGUUGUAAAAGAGGGUUUUGGUGAAACUGCCGAAAAUAUCGUCCGUGUUGCUUCGAUUGAAAAAGAACAAAAGGGUAUAACUGGUGCAGUAGGUGGUGUGCUGCGACAGAUACCAACGGCGAUGAUAAAACCGAUUAUUAUCGCCUCGGAGGCCACCAGUAAUGUCUUGGGUGGCAUGCAAUGCCAGCUUUUACCGGACGCCAAACGAGAGGCUAACGAAAAGUGGAAGAAUGAUGGGGAUAUGUAAUAUUCACGAUUGCAAUUGACGAUGGGAGGAUAUUUUAUAUUUAUGAUAUAACAACAGAGAGUAGUUUUAAAUAUACAUUGAUAGAAGAUGCAAUUAUUUUACGGUUUUCAUUUUGAUUUUGUUAUACAUAUGUCGUGAUACUUUAUAUGUAUAUUGUGCUGUGCAUUCAAAUAUAUUCUCACGAAAAUUAA
Dalotia coriaria is the source of this 7000-nucleotide messenger RNA. It is a transcript of the gene Atg2, whose product is annotated as Autophagy-related 2. The record is from RefSeq and is a predicted model, not a curated record. Bases 636 to 6809 code for a protein of 2057 amino acids. Gene Ontology annotation, molecular function: phosphatidylinositol-3-phosphate binding. NCBI's taxonomy places the organism in Eukaryota, Metazoa, Arthropoda, Insecta, Coleoptera, Staphylinidae. Gene Ontology annotation, biological process: reticulophagy; autophagy of mitochondrion; autophagosome assembly. The transcript is spliced from 13 exons. Gene Ontology annotation, cellular component: phagophore assembly site.